Molecule: messenger RNA, 2316 nt
Organism: Cladocopium goreaui
Lineage: Eukaryota; Dinophyceae; Suessiales; Symbiodiniaceae
Source: the annotation of a GenBank genome assembly
AUGUCAUUACUUGAUUCUGAAGCGGCCUUCAAAAAGAGGGUCAUAGAGAUCGGUGAUGAAGUUCUUUUUCAGACACUGGACAAUUCAGGUUUGAAGACGUUCAGCGGUUUGGCCUUUGCAUGUGGGACACCGCAGUCCCAACCGGAUGAUGCGGCCUUUGGAGCUUUUGCCGCAGGAUUUUUUUGGGCGCAUUCGGUGGAGGCCUCCAACGCUAGCAAACCAGACGCUGGCAAACCAAAGGCAAAAAUUAGGUCCACAGGUCUUAUCACCGUUUUGGACCUCACGAAAGAUGAGGAUUUACACUUUUUGCUGGACUUCUUGAAAGCCGAACUCAAUGUGCUGGUGUAUAUUCACUUGGCGCCGCCCUGCGGCACAGCUUCAGCAGCCAGAGGAAUUCCCGUUCCAGGUUGCCCUCAAGAGAUGCAGCCUGAAGCGGCAUAUCCCGAAAUUUUAUGCGAUCGAGUGGCAAACCUUGUGGAUCAAGCGCUGCAGCAAUGCAAUUUCACUAAACUGCAGACUUUGGAACAGCAGAUUCAUCAUCAAAGAUCCACUGCAACAAAUUCCAUUUUAAUGGGACUCUUACCAAGAGGGAGGAAAUUGCUCCCUUUGGUCAGCGAAUUUCAGUUUUACAGCCAAUGGUUGGUGCCACCUCAUUUUCCUGCUGAAGAUUUGGACAAACUUUUGAAAACUUUCCCCAAAGGGGCGCGGAUAGUGAACCGCAAACUCAUGCAUGGGGGUGACUUUCGGGUUUGCGACAGUGUGUUGAAGGAUGAGUGCAGCUCUCAGAAGAGCAACUGCAUUUGCAUAAAUGGUUUUGCUGGCGAUUUCAAGGCACUUCAAAAAGUGGGUGAGAUUCUUUCAAUAGGUAUUCCAAGGGAACCUGAAGAUUUCGUAGCUCGUGCAGUAGCUGCAGGCCACCCCAGGAACUUGUUUGCAGAAGAUUGGUCAGCGCGUGACCCUUUCGUGCUGGAAAACUUGUCUCCAAACCUUGGAAAACUUUUAGAUCGAAGGAAUGCUUUUUUCCGGAAAUGGCUCAAAAGAGCAAGUGAGUUGGCCAGCAAAGAGAAAGACUUGACCGACGCUUUAGACCCAGAAGUAGCAAGGGUCCUCAAGGGCAAGAGACUUCUGGUGCUUGAAGAGAUCCUGAAUGACAUCGGAUUUCCUGAUCGACACCUGGUCAAGGAUAUUUGUGCGGGUUUCCGCAUCACAGGCCUUCCAGAAAAAUACGUGCUGCACUCCAUUGACGCCAUUGCGGCCACUUUGGUCCGAGCGUUAUCAGUGGGGUUGCCUGAGGGCGAAACUUUGUGUGGCACCACUUUUGAUUUGGUGGCGGCCUACAAGCAAUAUGCAAUCCACCCCAAAGACCGUGAAAGAGUUCGCAUUUGUGUGAAAGAUGUAGAACAAGGUGUGGCCAAAGUGUACAAGAUCAGUGCGCUCCCCUUCGGAGCUUCAGGAAGUGUAGCCGGCUUCCUUCGCAUAUCGGCGGCCUUGGCCUGCAUUGGACAGGUAUGCCUGGGAUUUUGGUGGUCGAGUUUUUUCGACGAUUUCCCUACCUUGACCACCUCCUCGAUGGCGGCCCAAUGCAAGGCUCAGGUGCACUUGUUGUUUGAUCUCUUGGGCAUUGAUUUCGCCCGAGAUGGUGACAAAGCUGGCGCCUUCGAGCCAACCUUCAAGGCAUUGGGCUUACUCAUUGAUUUGACUGAUUUCGCAGCUGGAAAAGUCCGUAUCGGACAUACCGACAGCCGAAGGCAAGAGCUGCUGGCCCAGAUAGAAUCACACCUUGACCAAAAUUGUUUGAAACCAAAGGAUGCAGAAAGGCUCAGGGGUCGUCUGCAGUGGUAUGACACCUUUCUGUUUGGGAGGAUUGCAAAUUAUUCCAUGAGCGUGAUCAGCAAGAGAGCCACCUCUUGCUCUUUGGAUGGUAGCUUGGAUCCGCAGCUCCAUCGAGCCUUGCAGUUUCUCAAAGAGCAUGUCUCCGUUUCGAAGCCAGUGGAGCUGACCAAGUCAGCCGGAAAAACCUACUACAUUUUCACUGAUGGUGCGGUUGAACCCACGGCAGAUGGGUCGCAAGUCGUGGCCUCUGUUGGAGGCAUCUUAUACAACAAUGAUGGCGAGGCCGAAGCCUUCUUCAGCGAACGGCUUGAAUCUGAGCACAGUUUGAAAGUUUGGUUUGGAAGAGUGCCAUCGUACUCAAAUCCUACUGACAAGCCCAGUCGUUUCGAAAUCCAGCAACUGUUGGACGUUGGUUCCGCUUUGGUUAAGCCAAGCUGGGAUCAGGUCUUGCUUCUAAUCGAAAGGAAGGAGCAGACACUUUGA